CCCAGCUGGAUCAGGAGUAAUGUGAGGGAAGGAAAACCAAGACCAAAACCAAAAAAGAGAAGGGAUGAAAGAUAAGAGUGGAAGACGAAGGGGGGAAGACGAGAAUGGAAGGAAUGAGUAUUUGUAUAGCUGCAGCAUCUUCCGGUGGGGGCCUUCCCUGGGCCGGGGGCCUUAGGCGACCGCCUCAGUCGCCUAAGGCUCGAGCCGGCACUGGCCCAACCUGGCCUGAGGUUGCAAGGGUACUUGCAUGCCUCUUCGAGAAGGAUGUCGAGUUCCAGCUCAUUCGUCCCAACAACUACAAGGGCCUGAAAAGGAUGCCUAGCCUCAAGGGCCCACGAUUCAAAUUUCGUCAGGGCGGGGAAGAAGGGAAGAUGACCCUCGUCGACUCGAGGAAGAUAUGCCGACGCAUUACGGAGAAGUAUGUGGACGAAGGGAACAAGGACCUUCUGGGGACCGGCACGCUCGAAAGGGCAUCGAUCGAGCGAUGGCUGCAGACCGAGGCUCGGCGCUUCGACCCCCCAAGCUCUGCUCUGGUGCUCCACCUGGCAUUUGCGCCCCUCAUGGAGCUGGAGCAGGACAAGGAGGAGAUCGAGCAGAACAAACAGAAGCUGAACGAGGUGCUCGACACGUACGAGAAGAGGCUGCAGGAGACGAAGUUCCUGGCGGGGGACAAGUUCACGCUUGCUGACCUCUCGCACCUGCCCAACGCCCAGUUUUUGGCGUCGAACGACGAGUGCCGCUCGUUGAUCAGGUCGAGGAAGAUGGUGAGCGGGUGGUGGGAUCAGAUAUCGCUCCGCCCCUCAUGGCAGAGGGUCGUGGAGAUGCAGCAGGAGAUCCGGGUUAUCUGAGGAUUCGACCAUACUCUGCUUUCUUGCUUUCUUUCAGGGUGUUUGAAUCAGGUAUCUUUAACUCCUUGUGUGUGUGUGUCAUGUCCCCGAUCCGAACUCUGCUUUCUUUCUUGCUUUCUUUCUUGCCUUCUUUCAGAGUGUUUGAAAUCAGGUGUCUUUAACUCCUUUUGUGUGUGUCACGUCCCCAACCUGACUGAAGUCGAGGAACGCGAUAAUCCCACGUUGGAUAGGGACCUACGAGCAGUGCAAGAUGACAAGCAGGAUAAUAAACAUAAAUUUUUAUUUUUUUUGAAAUUUUCAAGACUGGGUAAUUCGAAUUUCAGAGCAUUUUUCAAGAAGCUAAAUUUAUAGGGUAAAGCUGAUGGGUUGCAGAAAUUAAAUUCAAGAAGUUAUCGAGUCUUCUGCAUUUUCCUCUACCUUUGUUUCUUAAUAUUGCAGUGUAUCAUCUAGCCCACCAUGUCGGAUUGUUCAACAACUAAGAUUUCCAUGGAGCAACUUUCAUGUACUUAAAAGGGACUCCUUUUGUCCAGCAAGCAGCUUAAACAACCCAAUUACUGGCAGGAUACAAAUAACAUAAGGCAUAACAAUUUUUGCCUCCCUAACCGAUGAUACUUUCGGUAACUCAUCAUAUUUACCUUUUUGUGUAGAUGGCUUUUAUCGUCUGCAAAUGUAUCGAUUUGUGUACAGCUUAUGCUCAACACCUUUCUUUUUCUUUCCCCGGCGGCCUCAUUCUGCCUGUCCCUAGUACUGUGUAUCCAUAGCUAACCAAUUCACCAAAAUUAGACUGCU
Messenger RNA from Phoenix dactylifera (date palm), 1637 nucleotides. The record is from RefSeq and is a predicted model, not a curated record. Lineage: Eukaryota; Viridiplantae; Streptophyta; Magnoliopsida; Arecales; Arecaceae.